CCGAAUUCUUGGAUACGCUGCGCAGUCUCAGCCCAUGCCCCAGCAUCAGAAAAGUGCGUGUGCAAGCAGAACCAAUUCCAUAGUCCACAAAAGCAGGAUGUGUACCUGAGGAAAAGAGAACAUUUGCAGUGCAGUCGGACAAACCUGGAGCUCGGAGAACACGUUGUAAAGGCCUUUUCGUCAACUUAUACUCAACACACGGUCAUCUCCGAACCGGGCCAAAAUGAUGUGCUUUAAGUUUGUCAGCUGUAGGCAUGUUGUCCUCAAAGUUUUCCUCAUACAGUUUCUUGCUUCCUUGCAAACUUUUGCUGCGCCCUCACCAAUCAUAAAGUUUCCAGGCGAUGAUACUUCUUUCACAGAGAAAGAAGUGGCUCUGCACUACUUAAAUAAGUUCUAUGGCUGCCCAAAAGACCGGUGUAAUCUGAUGGUGUUGAAGGACACACUGAAGAAGAUGCAGAAGUUUUUUGCUUUACCUGAGACAGGAGAGAUUGACCAGAAGACAGUAGAGAUCAUGAAGAAACCCCGAUGUGGAGUUCCUGAUGUGGCCAAUUACAAUUUCUUUCACAGGAAGCCCAAGUGGGGACAGAAGAACGUUACCUACAGGAUCUUAGGGCACACCCCAGAUCUGGAUGAAGAAACAGUUGAUGAUGCUUUCUAUCGUGCAUUUAAAGUCUGGAGUGAUGUCACACCUCUGAAAUUCACCAGGAUAAUGGUCGGGGAAGCUGACAUCAUGAUUAACUUUGGCCGAAAUGAACAUGGUGAUGGUUACCCGUUUGAUGGGAAGGAUGGUCUUCUGGCUCAUGCCUUCGCUCCUGGAGCUGGUAUUGGGGGAGACUCUCACUUCGAUGAUGAUGAGCUCUGGACAUUGGGAGAGGGACAAGUGGUGAAGGUGAAGUAUGGUACUGCAGAGGGAGAGUUCUGUAAGUUUCCAUUCUUGUUCAUGGGUAAAGAGUACACCAGCUGCACCUCUCAGGGUCGAGAUGAUGGGUUCCUUUGGUGCUCCACCACAUACAACUUUGAUGAAGAUGGAAAGUAUGGCUUCUGUCCUCAUGAACUCCUGUUUACAUUGGGUGGAAAUGCAGAUGGAGCUCCUUGUAAGUUCCCCUUCACAUUCCAGGGGAAAAAAUAUGAUAGUUGCACCACCUCAGGCCGGGAUGAUGGGUACCGUUGGUGUGCCACUACCGAAGAUUACGACCGCGACAAGAGUUAUGGAUUCUGUCCUGAGACAGCCAUGUCAACAGUCGGAGGAAAUUCAGAAGGGGCACCCUGCGUCUUCCCUUUUAAAUUUCUUGGCAAUACUUACGACUCCUGCACCACGUCCGGACGCAGUGAUGGCAAAAUGUGGUGUGCCGUCACCAAAAGCUUUGAUGACGACCGCAAGUGGGGGUUUUGUCCUGACCAAGGCUACAGUUUAUUCCUAGUGGCGGCCCAUGAGUUCGGCCAUGCCCUAGGUUUGGAGCACUCUGAAGACCCUGGAGCUCUCAUGGCACCCAUCUACACAUUCACUAAAACCUUGAAGUUGUCUGCUGAUGAUGUUAAAGGCAUCCAGGAGCUCUAUGGUGUACCAACAGACAAACCACUACCCACUGAACUCCCACCGGUCACACCAAUGGAUGUAUGCAAUGAAAACAUCAUAUUUGAUGCUGUAGCCCAGAUCAGAGGAGAGACCUUCUUCUUCAAGGACAGAUUCCUCUUCAGGACUGCUGACGUCAAGAGGAAGCCAACAGGCCCCAUGCUGGUGGCUACAUUCUGGAGUGAACUUCCGGAGAAGAUUGAUGCAGCUUAUGAGAAUCCUCUAGAGGAGAAGACGGUCUUCUUUGCAGGUGAUGAGAUGUGGGUAUAUUCUGCCAGUACUCUGGAGAGAGAUUAUCCCAAGAAGAUCUCCAGCAUGGGUCUUCCUUCAGAUUUGCAUCGAAUUGAUUCUGCCUACUCCUUCCACAAGAACAAGAAGACUUACAUAUUUGCUGGAAACAAGUUCUGGAGAUACAAUGAAGCCAAGAAAAAGAUGGAUCCAGACUUCCCUAAACUUAUUGCAGACUUUUGGAGUGCUAUCCCUGAUGACCUAGAUGCUGCUUUCAGUCUUAAUAGUGAUGGUAACAGCUACUUCUUCAAAGACUCCUACUAUCUCAAAAUGGAUGACAGCACUCUGAACAUUGUUAAAGUUGGGGAGAUCAAAAAGGACUGGCUACGUUGCUGAAGAUCAGCAGAACAUUCAGCCCUGGCACUUUUUGAUGACCUUCAUCAUAAGAUAAACAAGGGCAGCAUUACCUUGCCAAAUGACAGCACUCAAAUUUACCAUGCUGCCCCUCCUGGUUAGUCAGAGCCUAUUAGAUUAUAACCUAUCCUUGGCUAACCAGAAAGGCCUGGUAGCCUUCACUGCCUGGACCAUCUCCGUAUGCCAAACAUAGGCAGAAAAGAUUGUAAUGUUUGUUGUUUUGUCAUUGCGUGAUAUCUUCUGUUCAUUUUUAAUUAUGAAAGAGUUAAGCUCCUACCCCUUAAUAUAGUCUACAUGUAUAUCAUCAGAUUUAAAAGGACUUAUGACAUUUCCCAGUUACAUAUUUCCAGUUACAUAUAAAUGUGGUGCCAGUGAGAUGUAUCUCCUUUUUUAUACAUUUGCACAGAAUAAAUUCAUCCAGGCGGUAUGUAAAAGCACAACUUUUCCUAGUCGUGAUAUGCAAAUAUGAAAGACUUCAUUCAGGUUUUAUUUUGUAGUAAGUACUAUCCAAUACAAAAAAUUACUGCCUUUAAUAAAAGGACACAUUUUAUACAUGAUAAUUGUGUAAAAAGAAAGGCCAAACAACUGUCAAAGCAUAUCUUUUUUUUUUUUUUGGUCUUGUUUCUUUCGUCUCACGGUACAGAGAGAUUCAUGGCACGGGUUGCCUGAAGACUGUAUAAGGUUUGUUGCAUGAUGGACUCAUGUCAAGCAAAUAUCAUGAAUUUACUGAAUAGUAAUCAUUUGUACCCCUUUUUUUCCUUUUUUUGUAGUUUUUUUAAUUGACAUGCAAUCUGUUUAUAUUUGUAAUGUUUUAUUUUUAUUAUUUUCUAUUUUGCUUUGUGCACUUUGUCACUACGUCUCAAAAUGAAUAUUAACUAUCCUUUA
Messenger RNA from Carassius auratus (goldfish), 3100 nucleotides. Its product is annotated as 72 kDa type IV collagenase-like. Gene Ontology annotation, cellular component: extracellular matrix. Gene Ontology annotation, biological process: tissue remodeling; proteolysis; extracellular matrix organization. Bases 224 to 2197 code for a protein of 657 amino acids. Lineage: Eukaryota; Metazoa; Chordata; Actinopteri; Cypriniformes; Cyprinidae. The record is from RefSeq and is a predicted model, not a curated record. The transcript has 13 exons. Gene Ontology annotation, molecular function: metalloendopeptidase activity; zinc ion binding.